CGCGCGCUCUCGGUUCCCUCGUUUGGGAGAAAACCGCCAUGCCGGGCUUGGAUUGGGACUUGAACUUGGAAUCGGACCUGCAGGCGACGUCCAGGCGCCUCAGCCUCUCCGACUCCCCCUCCUCCUCCGCCUCGCCGCCCCGCCGGGGCCGCCCGACCCGGAGGGGGGAGAAUCCGACUAAACGCUACGAGCGCUCGCCCCCGAGGGAGCCGCGUCUCCCGCGGAUUGAGGAGGACUCCGAGGAGCAGGCGGCGGAGACGCUCGUCCACUUCUCGCGAUACACGGCGCCUCCGUCGUCGCGGGGGGCGUCCGGUGCGCUAUGCCCGGCGCCGGGAGAGAUGCCGCCGCCGACGGCCAUUGCUCCCGUUGCGACGUCGCUGGUCCUUGCGCCUCCUGCGCCGAUGCAGUUUCAGCAGCCGCAGGAGGCGGUAGCGGCGGCGAGGAGGGAGGAAGCGUGGGCGUUCUUGAGGGAGGAGUAUCAGCGGCAGCUUCAGGCAGCGUUGCAGCUGCAGCAGCAGCAGGCGUGGACGUGGGCGGCGGCGGCGCGGUCGCAGUCGCAGCAGCUGAGGAUGUACACGGUGGAUGGGGGUCCGGCCGGGUACGAGACCAAGUGGGAGGAGCUGCAUCCGGUGUCCCAGGGGCUUCUUCUCCAAAUCGAGGACAGAAUUAGGCAGUACAGGGACGAGUGCGAGCGGUUGGGUCAGUGCAGCUGCCUUGACGACCUAUCACUGUGCAACAAGAGUUUGGAACUUAAUGCUAGUCAGAUUUCCCAGGAGGCUGGUUCUAUCUCCACCAUCAUGGACAGAGAGAAGGUUUCCAUUGAGAGCUUAACAGCUGUUGUCAAAGAAAUUAUGUGGAGCACAGAUUUUGCUAUUCGUUCAUAUGUAAAGCUGGGACCAAGGUUUGUCCAUCGAAGUGCUGGAAGUGCAAAUGCUGGUUAUGCAAUUCACUCCGGAUCUUGUGGUGCUCAUACUGAUUUCAGUCAGCUCUUGACCAUGGCACCAACCUUUCAUUGUUAUGGUGGUGCUCCAAGGAGGCCUUCUCCUUUUGUGCAAUACACAGUUGCCAGGUUUGAGGAUCAUCUUGGAGAAUGCUGCAAAUGGAUUCUAGAACUUGAACAGCUUGUUCAAAUGAAGAAUGAUAAAACAUUUGCAGAAUCCUUGGAAUCUCUGUUGAAAGUUAUGUCUAAUGUGCAUGACUAUCUCAUCCAUGUGGCUGCUAAGGUGGAAGAUAUUCACCAGUAUGUUGAAACAAUGAAGGCUCAGUAUCUAAUUGAUCAGCUACGCAGGGGUGCGAAUGAUCCUUUUCUCGAGGCAGAUAGAAGAGAGGCAGCUAUACAAGAAGCAACUGCCAGAAUAGUCCAUCCGAUGUUGCAUCUAUCACCUCCAGGCCAACGAACAACACCGGUUGCUGCACCAAUGAUGGCAAGCCAGCUACAGCAAACUGCAUUGCCCACUGUAGCAACUUCCCCAAGCUCUUGUCCAACUCUUCCACUGCCUUCUGUUUUGCCUCCAUCCAGCACACAAACAAAUCCUGCUCAAUUAACCAACUGUUUCAUUUCAUCCGGGUCUGUGUUUGUUAGGAUAAACACUGCCGGGAGGAUAGCCGAGCGGCAUUGGCUGCUAGGGGAGGAAUUAGACUAUAUAUUUGGGAGACUUAGAAUAUUAGGGGAGACAUAGAUUAAUUCUUCUUUACUUGACUACAAUCCUAAAUCAAUUCCAACUGCUAACUUAUCUCCUACCAAAUUUAUCUCUAAGCAAUCUUAAUUUAAUCCGACUCUUAACUUAUCUCCUACCAAACUUAUCUCUAAACAAACCAACUCGAAUCCUAACAUACCUAACCUAUCUCCUAAAUGCUAUCUAAUCUUUCCAAAUAACUAACUAAAAGAUAAAGUUGAUACAUUGCUACAGUAACGACCAUACCAGUGUUGCAGUCCACAGCAUUUGGUUCACCCUCCACACUUACACUAGGAUCCACGCUGGCAACAUCUUUGCAUGGGACUAGCAUCCCUUCUCCUGCUACUUCACUUUUCCCAGUACCAUCUGGAGGGAUACAUCAUAUGCUAUAUGCAACUGGAUAGAAUCAGAAAAAAAAUAGCCUGCUGAUUCAUAAGUUUCAAUCCGUUUCUUGAAGUUCAAUAUGGACCACCUUCCCAGAACCACCAGCAAACACAAGUUUAUAAACAUGGUCAAUAUCAUGUACCUUCUCAUUUUAAUUAGUAGAAAUGAGUGCAUUCUGCUGUUGAAACAUGGCGGAUAAAAUGCUACAUGCAGAUCUUUGGCAUAUUUGAUAUGAAUCUUAUAUGAAUUCAAUAAGCCUUGUAUGCUGUAGUACGGCAUGCAUUCAGCUGCAUGCAUUGAAACUGGUCAGAAUGAGAAUGCAUCGACACUUUUUUUUUCAUGCUAUUUGCAGCUUUGAGAAUCUUUGUUCGUUGUGCCUGAUUGUUAAUUUCCUUACUGACAGGAUUCAAUUUAGUCCUGACCCUUUAUAGUUACUUUCGUGUUAAUGUUUCUGAUAAUUUUUAUCCUGGUUCCUCUUAUUUGUGAGAAUUACCUGACGCUGUGGCUUUGUGUUCAUUUAGGUGGAACAACAGCUUCAAGCAUCAACAGGGUACCUACUACUGUAAUUGAACUUUGGAUUUUGCAGAGUCAGAGCUGAUAUCUCAUGCCAUCUUGUCAUGCUCAUUGCUUUUCAUUUUUCAUUUAUUUGAUGUUACUUUCCUGCGUAUGUCACAGAGAGGGAGGCCACUCAGAAGGAGCAGGCGCUAGCUGCGUAUUCGAUCCUCUUUUUGGAGAUCAUGGCUGUGCACUGCUCUCUCUUAUGGCUCGUGGGCGGCAACCAUGUGAGAUAAUCUGUGACCUGGACUGGGGAAGCUGCGAAGAAGCAUCGGCCCGGCAACCAACAACUUGGGCUGGUCAAUGUUAGCGUUGCUUUGCUUCUAGGUGUAGGAAAGUGUCGUCACAGAACUAGCGGGAAUGUGCUCCAGGUCGUUGUCUCCGAAGUAGAACAGGUUCCGGUCAUCCAACUUGCUGGGAAGCGCAACAGUGGGAGGUCCAAUUUGAUCUGUUCUCCCUGAUGGUGGGAUGCUCUGAAUUUUGCUCAUCCUCUCCCUUUUUCUGAGUACUGUGGACUGUAGUUUUGUGAUUUUUGGAGCCCUGUAUAUGCCUUGGUAUUGCUGUGAAGAUGAUGACUAUAGCAACGAUUCUGGAUAGAAAGUGCAUAUACCACAUAGAACUGUAGAAUUGACCAAGCUCUGUCAAUGUUUAGGGUUAGAAUUGACCAAGCUUUUGA
Molecule: messenger RNA, 3291 nt
Organism: Phragmites australis (common reed)
Lineage: Eukaryota; Viridiplantae; Streptophyta; Magnoliopsida; Poales; Poaceae
Product: nuclear pore complex protein NUP58-like
Exons: 5
Coding region: 39-1679 (546 amino acids)
Biological process (GO): nucleocytoplasmic transport
Cellular component (GO): nuclear pore
Molecular function (GO): structural constituent of nuclear pore
Source: RefSeq, a predicted model, not a curated record